Molecule: messenger RNA, 312 nt
Organism: Geodia barretti
Lineage: Eukaryota; Metazoa; Porifera; Demospongiae; Tetractinellida; Geodiidae
Source: the annotation of a GenBank genome assembly
AUGCUGCAAAUGGACAAUCCCAUAACCCCCGGCGAAAUCCUGCUCGAAGAAUACCUGAAGCCGAUGGGCAUUUCGCAGAAUGCCAUGGCACGGGCAAUUGGAGUGUCGCCGCGUGCCAUCAACGAGAUAGUGCAUGCCCGGCGUUCCAUCACGCCGACGAUGUCAAUUCGCUUCGGCGCGUUCUUCGGUCAGUCCGAUGAGUUCUGGCACGGCAUUCAGGCAGAGUGCGAAUUCCGAAAGCUGGCAGCAGACAAGGAUCGUCUGGUUGCCGACAUUAUGACGGCUUCGGCGCUGGUGCAAGACGUGGGAUGA